AGCUAAGAGAGGGCUGGGGAGAGGGGUGUUGGGGGGCUGGUCGCGGGCGAACGCAGCUCCAGUCCCCCACCUUCCCGCGCUGGGGUUCUGGACCGACAGGGGGCGUCCGCAGGCGGGGCUCCGCCACGCUCCCAGCGCCGGCGCUUUGUUUGCAUUCAAAUCCCCAGAGCUGGGGGAGGGGAGAACCUGGGGGGAACCCAAACGGGGUCUUGGAGGGGACCCUUUGUUUUGGGGUGAGGAGGUCACCCACUUCUACCUCUCGGUACCCGGCAUGGGAGGGCUGGAGGAGCAGAAAUCAAAUCCGAUGGUCUGCCAGCGUCCCUGGGGCGUCCCCGGGUUAAGAAGGUUCGUCAGACCCGGGGGAGCGCAGCGGGCGCCGGCCGGGAGUGAUGCCUUCCCCCGCGGUCCAAGAGGAACCCCCCUCCUCCUCACCUAGCUCAUCCACCCCGCCCCGCCUGCCCGCGCUGCCGGGAUAUCCCCGGUUAGACCCAAACCUGCUCUGUUAUCCCACCACCUCUCAGCCCGAGGGCUAGUCUCCUAGAAGGCUGUGCGAGGAACAGGAUGAGGCCCUGGUCAUUUCCACGCCCAUCCCACCCACUUCCUGCCUCCCUCUUGGGCAACAAAGGGGCCUCGAGAAGCGGGGGCCCCAUCAGCUCUUGGCCCCACUCCCACCCCUGCCCUGCUGAUGUGGAACGGGGUUCGGGCUCUGCCCGGCUAUUGUCUGCGCUGUGGGAGGAGUGGGCUGAGGCCUGGACCUGGCUCUCAGCCUAAUGCACCAAGACCCCAUGGGGGCUUUCCCUACUGCCUUCCCCACCGCGUUCCUCCUCACCCCGCUAAGGGGUUCACCUCCCAGAAUUGGGUCUUGGGGCUGCCAGAGCCCCAGUGGAUGCAGGUCCUGCUUCCUGAGAGGUUCUUUUAAGGAACUCCCAAAUCUAUUAGGUUGAGUGUGUGUGGGUCCCCUCUUUAUUUUUUGAAAACCGCUCCCUGUUGAGAGGCAGAGGGGAAGGCCUAGAGGUCUGGGAGGGCUUCUUGGAAUCUGUCCACACCUCCCGCAGACUCAGCUCCGCCCUCCCUUCAGGGGAGACCCUAGUGGUCUUUAGGAGGGGCUGAGGUCUGGUGUGAGGCAGUAGGUCCUCCCCCAAAGGGAGUGACCAGGGACAGUUCCAGGGGGGUCCUAGAGAGGCCUAAUCAAGUGUUUUGUCCCCUCAUCUCUGGGCCUGGGUCCCCUUCUGGUUUGUUUUCUCUGGCUGUGAUUCUGACCAUUUCUUUUCCCUCAGCAGGCAGCUGGCCUGGAGUGUAGAGCCCGGCCUGUGUCAUGGCCCCACAUUGGGCUGUCUGGCUGCUGGCAGUGGGGCUGUGGGGCCUGGGCAUUGGGGCUGAGGUGUGGUGGAACCUUGUGCCUCGGAAGACAGUAUCUUCUGGGGAGCUGGCCACGGUGGUACGACGGUUUUCCCAAACGGGCAUCCAGGACUUCCUGACUCUGACCCUGACGGAGCAGACGGGGCUUCUAUACGUGGGGGCCCGUGAGGCCCUGUUUGCCUUCAGCGUGGAGGCUCUGGAGCUGCAAGGAGUGAUCUCCUGGGAGGCCCCAGCAGAGAAGAAGACGGAGUGUAUCCAGAAAGGGAAGAGUAACCAGACGGAGUGCUUCAACUUCAUACGCUUCCUGCAGCCCUACAACACCUCCCACCUGUAUGUCUGUGGCACCUAUGCCUUCCAGCCCAAGUGCACCUACAUCGACAAGUUCACCUUCACUUUGGAGCGUGGAGAAUUCGAGGAUGGGAAGGGAAAGUGUCCCUAUGAUCCAGCUAAGGGCCAUACUGGCCUCCUUGUAGAUGGUGAGCUGUACUCAGCCACGCUCAACAACUUCCUGGGCACGGAGCCUGUUAUCCUGCGUAACAUGGGGCCCCACCACUCCAUGAAGACAGAGUACUUGGCCUUCUGGCUCAAUGAACCUCAUUUUGUAGGCUCUGCCUAUAUACCUGAGAGUGUGGGGAGCUUCAUAGGGGAUGACGACAAAAUCUACUUCUUCUUCAGUGAGCGGGCAGUGGAGUAUGACUGCUAUGCCGAGCAGGUGGUGGCUCGCGUGGCCCGUGUCUGCAAGGGUGACAUGGGGGGUGCACGGACACUUCAGAGAAAGUGGACCACGUUCCUAAAGGCGCGACUAGUGUGCUCUGCCCCCGACUGGCAGCUCUACUUCAACCAGCUGCAGGCGAUGCACACCCUGCAGGGCACCUCCUGGCAUAACACUACCUUCUUUGGGGUUUUUCGGGCACGAUGGGGUGAUGUGGACCUGUCUGCAGUCUGUGAGUACCAGUUGGAAGAGAUCCGGCGUGUGUUCGAGGGUCCCUAUAAGGAGUACCGAGAGCAAGCCCAGAAGUGGGGCCGCUAUACUGACCCAGUGCCCAGCCCUCGGCCUGGCUCGUGUAUCAAUAACUGGCACCGACGCCAUGGCUACACCAGUUCUCUGGAGCUGCCUGACAAUACCCUCAACUUCAUCAAGAAGCACCCACUAAUGGAGGAGCAGGUGGGGCCUCGGUGGGGCCGCCCCCUACUUGUGAAGAAGGACACUAACUUCACCCAUUUGGUGGCCAACCGGGUUACAGGGCUUGAUGGAGCCACCUAUACAGUGCUGUUCAUUGGCACAGGAGAUGGCUGGCUGCUGAAAGCUGUAAGCCUCGGGCCCUGGGUUCACCUGAUUGAGGAGCUGCAGGUGUUUGACCAGGAGCCAGUGGAAAGCCUGGUGCUGUCUCAGAGCAAGAAGCUGCUCUUUGCUGGCUCCCGCUCUCAGCUAGUCCAGCUGCCACUAGCAGACUGUAUAAAGUACCGCUCCUGUGCAGACUGUGUCCUCGCCCGGGACCCUUACUGUGCCUGGAGCGUCAACACCAGCCGGUGUGUGGCUGUGGGUGGCCACUCUGGAUCCCUCCUGAUCCAGCAUGUGACAAUCUCGGACACCUCAGGCAUUUGUAACCUCCGUGGCAGUAAAAAAGUCAGGCCCACUCCUAAAAACAUCACAGUGGUGGCAGGCACAGACCUGGUGCUGCCCUGCCGCCUCUCCUCCAACCUAGCCCAUGCACGCUGGACCUUUGGGGGCCGGGACCUGCCUGCCGAACAGCCUGGCUCCUUCCUCUAUGAUGCCCGGCUUCAGGCCCUGGUGGUGAUGGCUGCCCAGCCCCGCCAUGCUGGGGCCUACCACUGCUUUUCAGAGGAGCAGGGGGCACGACUGGCUGCUGAAGGCUACCUUGUGGCUGUAGUGGCAGGCCCAUCAGUGACCCUGGAGGCCCGGGCCCCCCUGGAAAACCUAGGGCUGGUGUGGCUGGCUGUGGUGGCCCUGGGGGCUGUGUGCCUAGUACUACUGUUGCUUGUUUUGUCCCUGCGUCGGCGGCUGCGGGAAGAGCUGGAGAAAGGAGCCAAGGCAGCUGAGAGGACCCUCGUAUACCCUCUGGAGCUGCCCAAGGAACCCACCAGUCCCCCCUUCCGACCUGGCCCAGAAACAGAUGAGAAACUUUGGGAUCCUGUUGGCUACUACUAUUCAGAUGGCUCCCUUAAGAUUGUGCCUGGACACGCCCGGUGCCAGCCUGCAGGGGGGCCCCCUUCUCCACCUCCUGGCAUCCCAGGCCAGCCCCUGCCUUCUCCAACUCGGCUUCACUUGGGGGGCAGCCGGAACUCAAAUGCCAAUGGUUAUGUGCGCUUACAGCUAGGAGGGGACGACCGGGGAGGGCUUGGACACCCCCUGCCUGAGCUCGCUGAUGAACUGAGACGUAAACUGCAGCAGCGCCAGCCACUGCCGGACUCCAACCCUGAGGAGUCCUCAGUAUGAGGGGAACCCCCUACCGCAUUGGCGGGGGAGGGGGCAGCAUGGGAGGUGCAGCUCCUACUUUUGCACAGGCAUCAGCUACCUCAGGGACAUGGCAUGGGCACCUGCUCUGCCUGGGACAGACCCUGCCCAGCGCCUGCCCAGCCAUGAGGACCUGCUCUGCUCAGCACGGGCACUGCCACUUGGUGUGGCUCACCAGGGCACCAGCCUCACAGAAGGCAUCUUCCUCUGUGUGAAUCACGGACACAUGGGACCCCAGCAGCCAAAACUUCAAGGCAGAAGUUUCAAGAUGUGGGUGUGUUUGUGUUUAUAUGUUUUUGCACGUGUGUAUGUAUGUGUGUGUGUGUGUUACAGGUGGCAUAGCCUUCCUGUUUCUGUUGAGUCUUCCCAAGUUCUGGGGUCCUCCUGGUGAGUCAUUGGAGCUAUGAAGGGGAAGGGGUCGGAUCACGUUGCCUCUCCUACCCUCAUCUGUCCCGAGUAUGGGGCAGUGAUGUACAUACAUAUGGGGGUGGGGUGGGCAGGGUGCUGUACCCCUUUAGGGGGAGUGCAGGGCUCAGGGGUGGGCCUAAUCCUGCUCCUAGGGCUGUGAAUGUUUCAGGGUGGGGGGAGGGAGAUGGAGCCUCCUGUGUGUUUGGGGGGGAAGGGUGGGCAGGGCCUCCCACUUGGCCUUUGUUCCUGGUAUUUUAUACUUGUCCUCUUCCUAUACAGGGCUGGGAAAGGUGUGGGGGGAGGGAAGGGAGAAAGGGUGGGCAUGCUGUGGUAUUGGCAUAUCCUCUCCCAGCCCUAGGAGGAGGGCUCCCAACAGUGUAACUUAUUGUGUUCCUGCGUAUUUAUUUGUUGUAAAUAUUUGAGUAUUUUUAUAUUGACAAAUAAAAUGGAGAAAAU
Nycticebus coucang (slow loris) is the source of this 4699-nucleotide messenger RNA. RefSeq names its product semaphorin 4C (gene SEMA4C). The coding region runs from base 1316 to 3817 and encodes 833 amino acids. The transcript is spliced from 14 exons. Gene Ontology annotation, molecular function: semaphorin receptor binding; chemorepellent activity. The record is from RefSeq and is a predicted model, not a curated record. Lineage: Eukaryota; Metazoa; Chordata; Mammalia; Primates; Lorisidae. Gene Ontology annotation, biological process: semaphorin-plexin signaling pathway; axon guidance; negative chemotaxis.